AUGGCUUCAACUUCUACCGACAUUGAAACACAGCAUCCUGCAAACCACUCCCCAGCGAAUCGCGACGCGACAACGCCGACGGAGCUCUCGAGCUCGUCCGAUUCUUCGGCUUCCAACGACGCAGAUAGUCUCGGCAUACACGCUCCCGUGCCCCAGAGACCACCUCUGCUUAGCCGGAAGAGCAGCGGGCCCCUCGUUAUCCCACGCGAUAGUGAGGUAGGCCCGGUCGAUAUUCAGUUCGGACCCGACGACGUACGCGCCAUGAGCCCGCGAAGGACGAGCGAGGAUAUCGAGGCUAUGGGGAGGGAAGCGCGGGAAGAGUUGAGAAGACAAGCAAAGGCGCUUCAAGACUCGCUCCUUGCCAUCUUCCAACGCAUCGAAGCCGUCAGAGAGGAGCACGACAAGCUGGACAGCAACAAUAAGUUCCUCCAGAAGUACAUUGGUGACUUGAUGAGCACCAGCAAGAUUACUGCGACCGAUACGCGACCGAAGAAAUAG
This is a messenger RNA of Scedosporium apiospermum, 498 nucleotides long. RefSeq lists its product as uncharacterized. The coding region runs from base 1 to 498 and encodes 165 amino acids. Gene Ontology annotation, cellular component: trans-Golgi network. The transcript is spliced from 2 exons. The record is from RefSeq and is a predicted model, not a curated record. NCBI's taxonomy places the organism in Eukaryota, Fungi, Ascomycota, Sordariomycetes, Microascales, Microascaceae.